Messenger RNA from Kickxella alabastrina, 1623 nucleotides. Its product is annotated as Spc98 family-domain-containing protein. Gene Ontology annotation, cellular component: spindle pole; equatorial microtubule organizing center; centrosome. Lineage: Eukaryota; Fungi; Kickxellomycota; Kickxellomycetes; Kickxellales; Kickxellaceae. Gene Ontology annotation, molecular function: gamma-tubulin binding; microtubule minus-end binding. The record is from RefSeq and is a predicted model, not a curated record. Bases 21 to 1595 code for a protein of 524 amino acids. Gene Ontology annotation, biological process: microtubule nucleation; spindle assembly; cytoplasmic microtubule organization. The transcript has a single exon.
CGCGGCUGCGGCUGCGGCUGAUGGUCGAGGCCAUCGCCGGUGUGCGCGGCGGCGCCGGCGGCGGCGUCCUGCUGUCGACCAUCAGCGAGCUGGUUGACGACGGCGACCCGUUCACCCAGGCGUUUGCUCGCCGGCUACUGCGCACGGCAUCGGCGCCGUUCACGGCCAUCCUCGUGCGCUGGGUGACCACCGGCGAGCUGCAAGACCCAUAUGCCGAGUUUUUCGUGCGCGAGAGCGCCGAGCCACGCGCCUGGGCCAAGCGCUUCCGCGUCGUCCGCGACAUGAUCCCGGUGCACUACGACCGCGUGCUGACGCGCAAGAUCUUCCAAGUUGGUCGCUCCCUGGCUUUCCUCCGCGGGUCCUGCGCGGACGCCGACUGGGUGCGCUCAGAUGCCCCGCAGCCCACCGCCGAGGAGGCUGAUGACCCGCGCCGCCUCGAGGCCUUUGUUUACCGCGCGGCUGGCGUUGUUAAUGCGCGGCUGAUGCUUGUGUUGCGCGACCGCUUUGGGCUUGCUCGCCAUGUGGCGGCUAUACGGCGGCUGCUGAUGUUCGAACAGGGCGAUUUUGCGCUGGCGCUGCUUGAGGUGCUCGACCGCCAUAUUGCGCGUGCGCCGCGCCAGAUCAUGGCCCACGACUUGUCUGCUGCGCUGGACAGCGCCGUGCGCUCAUCGAAUGCGCAGUUCGAGCCACCAGAGCACCUGGCCUCGCUGGUGCUCGCCCUGGAUGACCCCCAGGCCGAUGCCUUGGCUGAGGGCAGCUCUGUGCUUGAGUCCUGGGAGAACGUAUCCUUGAGGUACUCGCUGGACGACCCGCUCACCCACGUUAUUGACGCAGAGACGCUGGGUCGGUACGCAGAGAUCAGCCGCUUUUUGCUCAAGCUCAAGCGCAUUGACUAUGCGCUCAGCGCAGUGUGGCGCCAGCAAAUGACCGAGGCGCGGUCGCUGCAGCGCUCGGCCGAGCUGCACCGCCGCAAGGACACCCAUGUCUCGGCGGCACCAGCAGCUGAGGUCGCCGACGUCGUCCACCGGGCGGUACGCGAAAGCACCAUAGCCUUGUCCGAGAUGAUCCAGUUCUUCCACCAAGUGCAGCGGUACAUUUCCCUCAACGUCAUCGAAGGCGCCUGGGCGCACUUCCUCGCAUCCACACAAGCUGAUGACAUUGAUGUCGACGGGUGGAACGACGCUCAUGACUUGUACGUGCGCACCAUUCACGGGGUUGUCUGCGGUAGCGCUGGGCUUGGGUUCCAGCGCCAGUUGGAGUCCAUUAUUGCCACGGCCUUCCAGUUUGUUUCGGUGGUGAAGGAGCUGCAUGGGGAGCGCACCCUGGCGAGUCGCGCCAAUGCUGGCGUUCCGCCCGUGGUGGAUAAACGCAUGUCUGUGGAGGACCGUUUGAUUAUGAUUAGAGGUGGGCAUAAGGGAACAAUUGCACAUGGGGAGGUGUUUCGGGAGCAUGCCUCGAGGGUUAGUACUGUGGUCGCAAGGUUUAGAACACAGGUGCGCGAUUUGAUUCGCGUGUUGUCGCAUAAUACCAGUGAUUUGCAGUUUUUGGUUGUUACUAUUGACUUUAACGGUGCGUAUGCUGCCUCAAAGACUUGAUAAUAAUAUCAAACUCAAAUACAUCUUG